AUGCGAGCUGGGGAAGAGCUUGUUCGCAGGUACUCCAAUAAAUCUCUUUGGAACUUUCUGUGUUUUCCUUAUUACCAGAAGAAGCUUCAAGAAAGGGAUGAAUCAUUGAGGCGGACAUUAAGCGUUGACGUGCAAGCUCAGAUGGCAAGGGAUGUGAAGGAGAUCUUAAAGAAGAUGACAGACCUUCCUAUGAGCCCCUCUGAGCAAUCUGGGCUCCUGUAUGGUACUCCUGAAAAUCCAGAUUUCACUGUCGGAUUGGAUAAGCUUUUGAACCAAUUGAAGUUCGACCUGCUCAAGGGUAGUGAUCCCUUCUUAAACUUGACUGGCUUUGGAGGAUCUGGAAAAACCACUCUGGCUAAAAAGCUCUGUUGGGAUCCUGUGGUUUUAGGUACGUAAAUUCAAGAAAAACAUCUUUGCAACCUUCUCAAA
This is a messenger RNA of Neltuma alba, 429 nucleotides long. RefSeq lists its product as uncharacterized. The record is from RefSeq and is a predicted model, not a curated record. Bases 1 to 396 code for a protein of 131 amino acids. The transcript has 2 exons. NCBI's taxonomy places the organism in Eukaryota, Viridiplantae, Streptophyta, Magnoliopsida, Fabales, Fabaceae.